CAGCCCCCACGCAUCUGCACGGCAGAUGACUUGUGAAAGCGAUUGUUUUCGCACGACGUCACGUCACAACAUGCGGGAAACACAAAAGAACACUCAUGUAGGUAUGUAUGUAGACAUCAUAUGUAAGCGGGCGGCCGUGUUGGAGACGGGAGACCAGGCAACCGAGUGACAACAUGGCUACGGACUACGAGUGGUGGUUAUCUAGGGUUUGGCAAGGUCUUGACAACCGUUGCGCUCUUGCAGAAGGACUCCUCCCGCCUACAUACAAGCCCAGUCAGCCACCCAUCAAUAGUUGUCGCUUGCCAUGGCUGUGGCUAUCCGCUCCGAGUCUGGACCUUCCGGGCCGUGCAAGUAAGUACAGGGGCGUUGAGGUUCCAGGUCACCCUCUCUGCAUGCGACAGCUCAACGACACAGCCCUGUCUUUGCAGGAUGGUAACCAUACUGGCCUAGACGUAGAAUCUGGCGAGGAAGCAAAAGUGGUGACUCGUGACACAGGAUGGAGGGAAGGAAGAAAGCUUCAAGUCAUUCGCUUCUUGGACAUCCCUUCUCUCCUCCAAGGGACGCCCCGUGGCCGCGAAAACGGCGGCGGAAUGAGCGGGUCUCGACAACGGGGGCCAUCACGGAAUACAUUGACCGGAGUACUCCGGUCCAAAGUCCAAGAUGAAGAUGUCUUACUCUUCCUGGGAUGCUUGUGAAUGGCACAACGUGGAGGAAAGCCGUGUGCAGCGGCGCUGCCGUGGCUAUCUGCAACCCGC
Aspergillus eucalypticola CBS 122712 is the source of this 755-nucleotide messenger RNA. RefSeq lists its product as uncharacterized. The record is from RefSeq and is a predicted model, not a curated record. Lineage: Eukaryota; Fungi; Ascomycota; Eurotiomycetes; Eurotiales; Aspergillaceae. Bases 174 to 695 code for a protein of 173 amino acids. The transcript has a single exon.